This is a messenger RNA of Rhincodon typus (whale shark), 7675 nucleotides long. RefSeq names its product myocardin related transcription factor Ba (gene mrtfba). The transcript has 20 exons. The coding region runs from base 433 to 3843 and encodes 1136 amino acids. NCBI's taxonomy places the organism in Eukaryota, Metazoa, Chordata, Chondrichthyes, Orectolobiformes, Rhincodontidae. The record is from RefSeq and is a predicted model, not a curated record. Gene Ontology annotation, biological process: smooth muscle cell differentiation.
GGAUCAAUGUGCAUCGCCCUCCCGCGGGGCAUGCCGGGAAUGUGCGCCGGCUGACAGCUGUCGCCUCCCGAUGCGGCUCGAGGGAGCUCAGCGUCAGGUCUCCUGCAGACAUAUACUAAAUGCAAGUUGACCUUCCCUGACCUGGAUUUAGAGAAUUCUGGUGUGGAACAUCAUUGCUAAUUGCUUGAUCUCACUAUGUUUUAACAAUGGCUGAUACUUCAACACACAAACAUUGAGCUACAGACAAGGUUGUAUGAUACAACGUGGACUCUGCUUGAGGUACAGUUGGAUUACUGAUUGGAUAUCUGAUCCAAGGGGAAAACGUGUUGAAAAUAGCAUAUAUUAGUUAUUAAAUUGAUACCUGAUUAAGAAUCCAUUUGAGAAGAGGUUCACCAAAAAAACUGCUUUGGGACUAUUGUUUUAUUACAUCUAAUGGAGCUCCGCGUUAUCUGUGCACAAGUCAAUAUGGAACAACAGGCAGCUCCUACCAUCUUAUUGAAUGUGAUGGAUCAUAUACAAGUUUCUGAAUUGGAAGAUUCAGUGUUACAGAGCCUAAUAACCCCAAGCCCUCGAAGUGAAAUGGUUGCCCACGAAUUCCAAGAACUGACACUACAGCCAAAUCCACACCUACCACCUUUGAAUGAGAGGAAGAAUGUACUGCAAUUAAAGCUGCAGCAGAGAAGGACACGAGAGCAGCUGGUGGACCAGGGAAUUAUGCCACCAUUGAAGAGUCCAGCUGCAUUCCAUGAACAAAGGAAGAGUUUGGAACGAGCAAGGACUGAGGACUACUUGAAACACAAGAUACGAAGUAGACCUGAGAGGUCUGAACUGGUCAGAAUGCACAUAUUAGAAGAAACCUUGGCAGAGCCUUCACUGCAGGCCACUCAGAUGAAGCUGAAAAGAGCCAGACUGGCAGACGAUCUGAACGAAAAGAUCGCUCAGAGACCAGGUCCGAUGGAACUUGUGGAAAAAAACAUUCUUCCUGUGGAUUCCAGUUUAAAGGAAGCGAUUAAAGUUGGCCAAGUGCAUUAUCCCAAAACUUUAGACACACUCUCAUUUGAUGAUGACAGCAGUGACGCCUUAUCUCCAGAGCAGCCAGGGAGCCAGGAGUCACAAAACUCAGCUCCUUCUCCAGGAGAAACCAAAGUGACAGAAUCAUCCUCCUCCUCGUCUUCACCUGUACCAAACACUAUUAUUCAGUAUCACCCACAGCCAAUGCCUGACUUCCUCAAACCUGCCCCUCUGUCUGAUCAGCAAGGUAUACGUUCAGUCAGUACGACACUGACCACAAGUACAGCUGUCUCAACUAAACCUGCUCCAACCCUAAUUAAGCAAAGCCAACCCAAAACUGUAAAUGACAAGAACCGGAGCAAGAAAAACAAGGAUCUGAAACCAAGAGUGAAGCAGCUGAAGUACCAUCAGUAUAUCCCACCAGACAAAAAGCAUGAGAAAAUUGAACUUCCCAUGGAUACAAACUACUCCCGGCUUCUGCAACAACAGCAGCUUUUCCUCCAGCUGCAGAUCCUGAGUCAACAACAGCAACACUACAAUUAUCCAGCCAUUCUGCCUGCACCACCAAAGUAUGUAGCACAAACCAGGUCAUGUAAUGAUAACCAGCCAACUAGCAGCAUAACCACAUCCACUACACUGGCUAACUAUGCACCAGCAUUAUCAUCAUCAUCUUCAUCAUCAUCAUCAUCAUCAUCAUAUGUCACACGGCACAACAACACACCAUGCUGGAAGUUGGGAACUCUCCCCUCUAAUCUGGAUGACAUGAAGGUUGCAGAACUGAAGCUGGAACUGAAGUUGCGAGGUCUCCCAGUCUCUGGUACUAAAAUGGACCUUAUAGAGAGGUUGAAAUCAUACCAAGACUUGAGUAGUGCUGCUGUAGCAACGGCCUCCAACUCUGCUAUUGCAAGAAAUCAGUUGACGGCAGCAUUUCCUAUCGCUGCUCUUAGUAAUGUCACGACCACCACAGAAGCAACCGUAACAACAGCAUCAUGCAACCUCCAAUUCUAUGAAAAUGCAGCCUCUCCGUCUCCUACCUCUCCAGCUCCCUCGGAGCAGUCUAACAUCAGCACCGAUGACAGCAAACUUACAGAUAUGUUUACUGAGCUGGUGACCAUGGUGUCUCCUUCGCAGCUCUCAAUUCAUGCUUCCCCUGUGAAUACGGCUGUUAAUGAAGAUAGCACAGGGGUGAAUGUGGCAACAAACAAUUCUAAUCCUCAAGGUGCUAGCUUGGCAAGUUUAGAUGCUGAUGCUGCUGAAAAGGACCGAAAACUGCAGGAAAAAGAGAGGCAAAUCAUUGACCUAAAGAGAAAACUUGAGCAGGAACAAAAGUUGGUGGAAGAACUGAAGAUUCAAUUGGAGAUUGAGAAACGAUGUCAGCACCAACAAUCUGUGACUGUGAACCAGAAGCAAUUGGAAACUCAUGUCAAAGAGGAACACAAUCUCUCCAACUGUUCUAUUUCAAGACAGCCUGCAUCAGCACCCAAACAACCUUUGGGUCCAUCAGCCAUCACCAAUCUUGGCACAUGCAGCCAGAAUGCAAUGAAGCAAAAUGGUUUGCUUAUGAAGCAAGAAGGCUCACUGGCAACAGCAGGGCAACAGAAUGCAGUCUCUCAGUUUUAUGUAAACCCACCAAGGCAAACGCCGACCACAGUUAUUGCCCAGGCUCAGCCUCACGCUUUAUUGACCACUCAGACUGGAACCCAGCUUUUGCUGCCAUUGGCCAUCCAAGCACAGAAUGCAAACCCUUCCAGCGAGUCAAAGCAUUUACAUGCAGGAAAUGUUAAAUUACAGUCUCAUUCACAAGCCCAGGUGCAGAUACCAAUAGCUGUCCCAACUUCUGCUCCAGUCCAAACUUCAGGCUCCCAGAAACAGCCACAACCACCAGAACCUGUGUCCCAACAUAAUUUGUCCCAGAACCCACAGAUUACAAAGGUUUUUACAUCCACAUCAACAGCGAAUGUAUUUCCAAAUCACAUUCAAACAGCAGCAACAGUGCAGCAAUGUUUCAUUAACAGUUCAACAGGGAACGUGCAUCAUCCAAGAAUAAGCAAUGUUAAUACUCCACUGAAUGGACCCAACUGUGUACACAAGUCUGGACCAUCUUCUCCACCUCCGUCUCAACAACAGUUAGUAAUCCAACACCAAGUCUUUAGUAACUCUGUUUCAAAGGGAAAAGAACUCCCUCGAUAUGAGGAAGCAGUCAAGCAGACCCGCAGUUUAAAACAGCAGGAGGUCUUCAAUGCACACAGCCAGCAGAUGGAUGAUCUUUUUGAUAUCCUAAUUGAGAGUGGAGAGAUUUCGCCCAUUGUAAAAGAAGAGUCAUUGCCUGCUACCAAGAUGAGAGCCGUUGUAGCCAACAUCUCUUCCUUACCUGUAAAUGCGGCAUUGUCUCGACCACCACCACGAGUUCAGAUGGCACCUCCUCCACUAUCCCUUGAAUCAGCAAAUGAUCUCUCAAUUGGUUCAGAAAAUCAACUUGAGGCCUUUCUGGAUGGCACAUUGUCAUCUGGUGCCAAUAUUCCUCAAGUGGCAGUCAGCCAAGAGGGCUCAGACUCUCUUCCUGUAAUGGAGGAUCUUCCAAAUGAUCUACUGAAUACACCCAGCAUUCUGGACCAGCAACAUUCUGCCAUGGACACAUGUGAUAUGCAUUUCAAUGCAGAAAAUUCUUGCCUGAACUUGGACCUCCCAGACACUAAUUUGGACAAUAUGGAUUGGCUGGAUCUGACGAUGCCGGCUUCCACUACGGGACUCACUCCCAUUAAUAGUGCUGCUCCUAGUGUGUUUUCCACUGAUUUUCUGGAUGGUCAUGAUCUUCAGCUACAUUGGGAGUAAUACAACCAGGCUCCUGAUGGCAGCCAAACAAAAUCUAUAUGCUCUUAGUGUUGUGUGUCAGUCGUCUAGUAAUAGUUAAUACUCUAAUGUAGUAACAAAACAAGCCAAGUUGAGAUUCUCUGGUCCAGUCCACUUUAUUGUCUCUAGAUAGAAGAGUGGGCAGUGACAAAAUGUGAUGAUUCAGGGCAAACUGACAAUCCUACAGUCUGGCCAUUUUGAGGCUUUGUAUUUUUAUGUAAUGUUUUAUCCGGUGUCAGUGGCAAUUACUGUUCUGUUGAAAUGAAGAUUGAAAUUGAAGAGAAUUUCUUCUUCAUGGAAGCGGACUUUCCCGUAGGGUGGCCUGAGCCAAAAUGCAUGGUAUUGUGAAGUUUAUUACACUGGCUGGUUCAGUGACUUCUUUUUAUCAGUCUGGGUGAACUAUUCCAUUCUUUCGAAUGCAGAAAUGUUUUUGACUAGUUCAUCAUUUCCUACUUUGUACGUUUUGUUUCAGUGCUCUUUUCAUCCAUGUUUUCAUCCAUUUUAUUACACUAAAGUGAUGUGACUGCCCGGGUCCAGGGCAAAAACCAUCCAGCUUAUAAUGACCACUGAUUCAGAACCUGUGGUAAAUUUUGGAUGUAAUUGGAUCACUGUUAGUUCUGAAAAACCAUGUGUGAACCAAAUGUCAGCCAGAAGCUUUUCUCUUAUUUCAGGCAAGUAACUUUUUUUUUGGAAUCUGUACAUUUCAGUACUGAUUAAUAAGCCUGUAGUACAUUGUCUGUUAACAAUCCGCCUGUCAAUUUUCGUAUUUGAUUGUCUCCUUCAUUGUACAAAGAUGGACAAGAGGCUGGACACUCUAACAGUUAAACCAAGCCUCAAAGUGAAGAAUGAUCAAGAUAAGUUAUUCCAAUGCCAAACAUGUUCCCAUGCCUGUUUUUUUUUUUUGUUAAAUUUAGAUCUGAUCCUUUAGUUGAGCAGGAAAAAGGGUUUAACUUGUGCAUUUUUUUAAAAUGUAAAACUGAGCCCAUUUAAUUAUUUUUGGAGGCUGUUCCAAACUGCACCAAUUAUGAGAGAAUGCAACAGUGCUAACAUGUAUAUUCUUUCAUAAUUUGCAAAGUACCAGCGCAGAGUUUGAAAUACUAGCUUUUAAAGGGUCAUUUCUUAAAAUAAUGUUAAAAGAGCUGUGUUCAGUCGUUUACAAAUUUAAGGUAUUGAAACACUUCAUGUUACUGCUGUGAUAUCCCCUGAUCAAGCUGCUUCCUGGUUCUGCUCCUUCCUCAAAAAAAGGACUUACCAAACACUUAAUGAAUAGAAACAGUUUAAUGAUGAAAUGUGAUAUAAUAUUAUGAAAUGUGAUGUGUCCUUUUUAAAGGGAAUGAUUUUGCUUACCAACCAAAGGGUUUAAAGUACAGAAAGUGAAGAUUUUUAUUCAAAGAAAGACAGCAGUUUUAAAAUUCAAGCAGGGCUAAGCAUUUUGAGAAGGAAAUUGAAUUGUCUAUAUUUUACAAAAGUGAAUUAAUACAUUAGUACAAAGAAUGUAUAAAUUGAACAGAAAUCAUUGCCUUUACAGUGCAGAUAUCUAUAAGCCAUUCAUCUUCAGAUGAAUCAGCACAUACCAGACUAUGAAUGGUUAAUUGAUGCUAUGCUGUUCCAAUCUACCGUCAAUAAUGAUUUAAUCUGAUGGUUAAUUUUAGAUAAUGUGAGAUAGUUUGGUCUUCUGAGAUGUGGUGCAAUCCAGUUUUAAAAAAAAAAAUCACAUUCGGAGUUUGAAUGUAUUUGUCUUUUAAAGUUACUUAACUAUGGAUAUUCCCUGACGGAGCCCAAUCAAUUUGUUUGCAGUGAGGUGAUCGCUGAAGGAUUGUUGAUUAGGCCCAUUGUUGAAUAUUUAUUACAGUCCACUUUGUGGUUUUUGAUGGAAUUUUGGUGAAACAAAGUAUCACAGAGCAGACUGAAAGCCAAAUGUUUCCAAGAAUGUCUUAUCAAAUUAACAUUGAUUACAUAAUGGGCUUUUGUGUGUAUUUCUGCGCAGCCAUUGAGAAUUAAGGUCAACAAUGUGCCAAAAGCCAAUAUUUCAGAAAUAGGAACAGCUACAAAAAAAACCCAACAGCACCAAGGUAUUAUGGUAGCUGAUAGUCUUUUCUCAUUUUUCUCAGUUUCCAACUUGCGUGGAAGUUUAUUUCAACCUUGGGAGAGUGCAAAUUAAUUUCACAUUGAGAAAGUGUAUGGAGCCUUGCUGAUAGAUGGACACGUUUGGGGUGAAUUUUGUCGAGUGGUUCAUAAUCCCGAUAUUGGCUCCAUUGAGGGUCAGGAACCCAGAAGUGACUUUGGCAGGAUGUCAGGCACAAAAAGGUUUUACUUUUUUUCUGUAGCAGUGUUUAGCCAAAGGAACACCAGCGCAGCACCUUGGGUGCUUCCUCAGUAGAGCUGCAGCAACAGCCUAGAUUAGUGGAGACAUCCAUUUCCAUCAUCUGGCUCAUUAUCAGGCUUUCUGCUUGAGGAGAUCCGUUUUCCUGCUGACAAAUUAAUAAAAUACUCCAAAUGUUUUGUAUCUCAAUAUUUCCUUUGUAUCUACUCACAGGCUCCUGUCCCAGGUGCAGACAAUUCCAACCGCUGUUCAAAAUAAGGACAUAGAGAAAAGUACUUUUGGGACUAAACCUGUCACAAACCGAGCCUGACACAAUUCCCUAGACAUUUGCACACUUUCCCCUUGUCUCCAAAUUCAUUUCCAUGGGUCUGGAAAAAUGUGGCGCAUCACAUCGGAAUAGAUAGCAUUUAUUUGGAUAUCUACAGUAGGUGCCAGUAACUACACAAGAAUACUUACAAAUUUACCUUUGCCUGCUAAAAGACAGCAAUUUCCACAGACUCAAAGAAUAGUUCUUUUUUUAAAAAAGAAAUAUGAAGGGAUCUUAUAUUUUUGUGCCAGAAUAUAUUUUCUAGUUGUUGAUGGAUUAAUUUCCCAAAUUCAGUGACAUUAAAAAGGUCAUAAAGUCAGUUUAUUUUGGAGUUAUGAAUGGCCCUUUGUUUGAAAGAGGUAGAGUGUUUAAUUAUUUGUAAAAAUGAAGAAUAAGAGCAGACUGUCUAUUUCUAAAUUAGACUACCCAACAAUAAAUCCAAAACAGUAGAAAUCUGAUUAGAUUCUCGUUGCUAAUUGUUGAUUUUUGUGAAUAAGGCAGUUUCAGUCAUUGAACUGCAUUGAAAUAUAACUUUUGCCAAAUGGAAGCCAAUAAUGAAAAAUAAACCUUCACGUGAUAAAUGGAAUGAAGUAUAUAUUUUGCGAAGUAACUGUGUUGGUUUCAGAAUUGUAUGUUUGGGGAAAUCAAGGGGUAUAGAUUUGCCUAUGAUCCUGGAAUGUAAACUUUUGAUAAUCGAAUGGUUACCAAAGAGAGAAAUUUAGUUUUAUUCCUGAGUAAGUUAUGAGUAUGCCUCCGCAGUAGAUCACCUUUUAAAGUCAACAUUAAUGGCAAGUUUACAUUUUGUAGGAGAUGCUUUUCAGGGCCUUGUGUGUCUUGGCAUCUCAAUUUCUUUUGGUGACAAGACUCCAAAAUCUUGUACAUUUUACCACAGAUUAUUUCGUAAAGCAUUUGGGGGUCCAGGAAGAAUGUAAUGUGUGUUGUUCUUCUAUAUCAAACCAUGAUGCCUUUGUAAUAACUAUUUGCACCUGUGAGAAAUUCCAUAUCAUGUUCAAAUACCAUUUGUUUUGCACAUUUGUAUAUAUGUAAUGCAUAUUUUUUAUAUGUGUGAGUACAUUUAUCUGCAAAAGCCUUGUAAAUAUUAGCAAUGUUGUAGUUACUGAUGAUAUGUAUCUCAGCAAUUUUGCAUUACUGCUGUGUUUCAAUAAAAUGUUCAUGUCCUGUGA